AUGAAGAACAUUGGAUCCUACAAGUUCAAAGGAGGAUCCGAUCCUAUUGAGCCCGACAAGUGGAUUACUAUGAUGGAGAAGAAUUUUGAAUCCAUGGAGUGCCCGGAGGAGUACAAGAAGAAGAUCAAUGUGUACUACUUGGAAGGUGACGCCACAGGAUGGUGGGACAGCAUAGACAGGCAGCAUGGACACACCAUCACAUCGUGGGAGUCGUUCAAGGGAGAGUUUGAGAGGAAGUAUUUUCCUCCAGAAGCAAAGCAUCGAUUGGAGCACCAGUUCAUGAACCUUGUUCAAGGAGAUAGGCCCCCGGAGCUUGGAAGUCGUUUAGCUGGAAGAAACUUUAGCAGCUUAUCGGAUCUGGUGGAAAAGGCUGUUAAUGUUGAGACUGUAUUGGAGGCUGAAAGGAAGACCUUACCACAUUCUGGUGGACACACCAAGUUUAGCCAAGGAGAAAGGCCAAAUUUCAACAAGGGUCCAAGAUCUUACAAAGGCAAAGGGCGAGGCUUUGGAGGCCAAGCCAACAAUCGUGGUAACACUGUGGUGUGUUACAUAUGUGAUCAACCGGGACACAUUUCUAAGUUAUGUCCCAACAGACAACGGAGUAACCAGCAAGGUUAUUCAUCGCUGAGGAAGGAAGAUGUUACUUGUUUCUUCUGUGGAAGGAAGCGCCACUAUGCAUCGUCAUGUCCAAACAAGCCAAUCCAUGCGACCCCUCUCGCAAUCCGAGCUCCUCCUAGCCGUCCAGCUAUUGAGCCAGCACCAAAGAAGAAAAAUCUAGGAGGUAGAGUUUAUGCCUUAGGUGUAGAAAACCCAGACAAUGCAGGACCGUCAAGCGGUCCCAUCACAGCAGGAACCAUACAUGUUGCUGGUAAACCCACACAUGUAUUGUUCGACUCGGGGGCAACACAUAGUUUUGUGACCUCUGAAGUAGCUGCCCGGUUUUGGGAUUGUUUUUUGGUUGACAGAAUAGAUGUGGCCGUCUUGACCCCCGCAGACCGAAACCUUCAAGAAAAUCAGUUUAUCAAGAAUGUUCCAUUGGUCAUUCAAGGCAAAGAGUUUGUGGCAGAUCUAUUAGUCGUGCCUUUGAAAGGGUACGAGGUAAUCCUUUGA
Brassica napus (rape) is the source of this 1110-nucleotide messenger RNA. RefSeq lists its product as uncharacterized. Bases 1 to 1110 code for a protein of 369 amino acids. Lineage: Eukaryota; Viridiplantae; Streptophyta; Magnoliopsida; Brassicales; Brassicaceae. Gene Ontology annotation, cellular component: cytoplasm. The record is from RefSeq and is a predicted model, not a curated record. The transcript has 3 exons. Gene Ontology annotation, biological process: proteolysis; positive regulation of cytoplasmic translation. Gene Ontology annotation, molecular function: aspartic-type endopeptidase activity; single-stranded RNA binding; zinc ion binding.